Messenger RNA from Mesorhabditis belari, 3330 nucleotides. The record is from the annotation of a GenBank genome assembly. NCBI's taxonomy places the organism in Eukaryota, Metazoa, Nematoda, Chromadorea, Rhabditida, Rhabditidae.
AUGAAAACUUCAACAAUAGCUGAAGAUUUGAUGUACUCUGAUGUAUUGAAAGAAAUGGAAAAGUUGGCCACAACAACUCUACCAGAAAAAUCGCCAAUUCUGGGUGACAAAUUGGAUCCAGCAAGCAGUUCAACUACAAUUCCAGAAGUGGAUUUGAAAAUGGAUCCUGGCCCAGCAAAUGGCUUCAAACUUCAAGAUGACGUGGUCAAAACACGCUUUGUAUUGACUAAAUCAGAUUUCUUGGCUAAAACAACACCAAAAACUUCGAAUGAUUCUACAACUACAGACAAUGAAUUUUUCAAGGAUUCAUCGACUUUUGAGCCAAACAUUCUUCCAAUGAAAAUAAAAGGCGCAAAGAAGCCGCAGAAAGGUCAAAAAUACAAUGAAAAUCCGAUUUUUGUGUCUGAGAAUCAACCAAAAAUUGAUAUGACUGUUUUGCCUGAAAAUUUGACUUUAAAACGAACUAAUAAAACAACGGUAGUCAGUCCAUCGGCUUUUAAACUCAAAGCCACAGUGACGACGAAAAUUCCGGAUCCUCCUGGAGCAUCGAACUUGCAAGAAUUCGUGAAAACCGAGGAGAAGCUGGGAGAUUUGGGGAAUUCCGUGAAAUUCGAGGAUUUGACAAAGAAAAAUGCGGAAAUCGAUGUCAAAACGGGAAUUUUCGCAAAACAGGAAGAUCACCAAGAAUUCGGGAAUGCAAAUUCUCCCCUUGAACAUCAAGAUAUUCAGCUGAAUGAGCAAAGAAAUGGGAUUAAAGAGGAUUUCCCCGUGAAACCACAGGAAAUUCACUCGAAAAGCUACAAUUUGAUCUCGGAAUUGCCGAAAAACCACGAUUUCUCCUCGCGAACCCAUCUCGCCGUCACGAUUGCUGAAGAGUGCCUUGACGAUUUCGACCCAAGCCUCACGCGGUCUUGCAUGUACGAAAAACAGUGGAAAAAUCGCUACUAUUUUGAUAAAGAUGCCCGAUCGUGUCGAAUGUUUUGGUGGGAUGGAUGCUUUUCGAGCUCGAGAAAUAGCUUUUCUGAUGAGGAGACGUGCAAAUGGAAAUGUCUGGGAGCACAUCCAAAACCGGAAGGAAGCACCUGUUUGGAGUCGUUCGAUACAACCUAUUUGGGCGAUUGUCGAAAUGGGAAAUUCGAGAAUCGCUUCUACUUUGAUCUAAACACAAAACAGUGUAUUUCUUUUCAUUGGGGCGGAUGUCGGAGUGACUCGAGGAAUUUCUUUGCCGAUUUUUCUGAAUGCCAACGAGUUUGCGAGAAUCCACCGCGCGAGUUAGUUCAAUCGUGUCUUGAACCAUUCGAUAACGGCUAUGAGAAAUCUUGCCUAUCGGAUGGACGCUAUCAUCAAUAUUAUUUCUACGAUAUAAACACACAUUCGUGCAAAAUGUUCUGGUUCGGAAACUGUCGACGAACGAAUCAGAACAUUUUCCCAUCACUUUCGACAUGUCAAUGGGUUUGUGAAAGAGAUGCGCACGAGAAGAAACAAGAUGCCUGUUUGGAUGAAUUCGAUCCGAAAUACGAGGAUUCCUGUGGACAAGGGAUUUGGAUGGAAAAGUGGAGAUUCGAUCACUCAACCGGUCGUUGCAAAUCAUUUUGGUUCGAUCAGUGUGUGUCGAAGAGUCAGAACAUUUUCCCAGAUGAGGCCUCGUGCAAAAGUCAAUGCGAAAAACCAGGUUUAAAUCAACUGAGUCGUUUCAACGACACCGAGUCAAAUUUCCGGUGUUUGGAGCCGAAAACGAUCGGGGAAUGCAAAGAAACUUACCCAGCGUAUCACUAUGAUCGACAACUCCGCGAAUGUCGUCCAUUUUCGUAUUCGGGAUGUGGCGGGAAUGGGAAUCGCUUCUUGACAAUCAAUCAAUGUGAAAUGAUGUGCUUUGAUUUCAAUUCAUUAACAGAUCCUGAAAUGGAUUGCUUUGAGCCCUUGGAUAUCGGUUAUGGGCGAAAUGAGAUGGAAUGCAUUGAAAAUUCCGGUUUUCGCUUUUAUUUUGAUCGGGAUUUCGGUUCAUGCUCGAAAUUUUGGUAUCUGGGAUGUGGCGGGAAUGCGAAUAAUUUCUAUUCUUUUGAUGUCUGCCAUCGAACUUGUCGAAAUUCACGGCGGCUACCGAAGAGAGAAAUCGAUGAUAUCAGUGUUUGUUUCGACGUUCCAUCGGAUAAAGGCCGUUGUCACAACAAUGACACGAAACCCGUUCAACGUUGGACGUACACGAAUGGGAAAUGCGCGAAUUUCACGUACAGCGGCUGUGAUGGAAGCUCGAAUCGUUUCUCCUCUCUGCACGAAUGCGAGUCAAUCUGUAAAGGGCUGAAGAAAAGCAUUCAGAUCAACAAAUGUUCCCACCAACCGGAUUGGGGAACGUGCAAUCACAUGCGAUAUAUGUGGUAUUAUGAGAGCAAAGUUGGCACAUGCGCUCAAUUCCUUUACGGUGGUUGCGGAGGGAAUACGAAUCGUUUCGAGACUUUUGAGGAAUGUCAAAAAGAUUGCGAACCGAGUGGAUUCGACCCAUGUCUCGAGCAUUUGGAUCGUGGUCGUUGGUGUGAGGAUAUGUCGAAUCGAUACUAUUACAAUAAAAAAAUGAAGGAAUGCAAGGGUUUUCACUACACGGGUUGUGGAAACUCGAACAAUAAUUUUCACACAUUGGAGGAGUGCGAGGCGAGAUGUGUUCGUCGAGCGAGAAAAGGAAAAGCACUUCCAAUUGGCGAAGAAAUUCGCGAAAAUCGUUUGGAAGAUGAGAAUUUAAUGAAUUCUGAGGAAGAAAACGGGAUUUUCGACAAAUUAGCGACUGUUGAUGUGAAGGAGAACGCGUUGAAGCUGAAUUUGUCCUGGGCCCCUGAAAGCACUCAAAAGACCACUCGGAAAACCGUGACUCCAACGCCGAAGCCCGUUCGGUCAUCGACAAGAAAGUCGACAACGAAAAGCCUUGACAAAUACGCUCACCGCAAACCAACAGAAAAAACGCCAAUGUUGCGCCACGAGUUCUUGAAUGGAGUGAAUCGGACAUAUUUGAAGACGGAUCCGGAAUGGCAUCAUUAUGAGACAUGUUUGGGCUAUCGCUACAACGUUUCCGGCCAUCAAACGGUUCUCAAGACGCAUUUGUGCGAUAUGGAUGGGAAUCGGCAUUGCUGGAGUGAGAUUCACGAGUCAACAAAUUCCGAGGAGCACUGUGCCGUGAUUCGUCCCUUUUUGCGGGGCGUUCAUUUGUACUCAUGGUUUUUCGAGCUCACAAUGAAACCCCAUGACUAUUCGCCGACAUCCAAAAAUCGAAAAGAACAGAAAAAAGACGAAACCCUUGCUUCUCUUUUACUUCUAAAAGCCAAUCGAUGCUUUGAUAUUUGC